GGAGGGUGGCGCCGCCGAGGCCGCAGUGCUCGGGCCGCGCCGAAGCCCCGCGCAGCGGCCCCGUGGGUGACGCCGCCGUCGCCGCCCGCCGAGCCUCGCCGGAGCCCCGGCCCGCGCCUUCGCGCCCGGAGAUGAAUGUGGCUGCUUAUGACUGAAUAGAGGUCUGGGAAUGCAGAUGUGUAGUGAAAUAACAUAUACACAUAAGAAACAUGAUUCCGGUGACAGAAUUCCGGCAGUUCUCAGAGCAGCAGCCUGCCUUCCGGGUGCUAAAGCCAUGGUGGGACGUGUUUACCGAUUACCUGUCAGUGGCCAUGCUGAUGAUCGGCGUAUUUGGAUGUACUCUACAGGUCAUGCAGGACAAGAUAAUCUGCCUUCCCAAAAGAGUGCAGCCAGCUCAGAACCACUCCGCUGUUUCCAAUGUCUCUCAGACCGUUGCCAGUGCCCCCCCUCUGCCCCCGCCUAAACCUUCCCCUGCCAACCCCACCACUGUGGAAAUGAAAGGACUGAAGACAGAUUUGGACCUGCAACAGUACAGUUUCAUCAACCAGAUGUGUUACGAGCGGGCCCUGCACUGGUAUGCCAAGUACUUCCCUUACCUCGUGCUCAUCCACACCUUGGUCUUCAUGCUCUGCAGCAACUUUUGGUUCAAAUUCCCUGGCUCAAGCUCCAAAAUCGAACACUUCAUCUCCAUCCUGGGGAAGUGUUUUGAUUCUCCCUGGACCACCCGGGCCUUGUCUGAAGUGUCUGGGGAGGAUUCAGAAGAAAAAGACAACAGGAAGAACAACCUGAACCGAUCUAACACCAUCCAGUCGGGUCCCGAAGGCAGCCUUGUCAAUUCGCAGUCUCUCAAGUCCAUCCCUGAGAAGUUCGUGGUAGACAAGUCCACGGCAGGGGCCCUGGAUAAGAAGGAAGGCGAGCAAGCCAAAGCCUUGUUCGAGAAGGUGAAGAAGUUCCGGCUCCACGUGGAAGAAGGUGAUAUCCUGUAUGCCAUGUACGUCCGCCAGACCGUGCUCAAGGUUAUCAAAUUCCUCAUCAUCAUUGCCUAUAACAGCGCCCUGGUGUCCAAAGUCCAGUUUACAGUGGAUUGUAAUGUGGACAUUCAAGACAUGACUGGCUACAAAAACUUUUCUUGCAAUCACACCAUGGCACAUUUGUUCUCCAAACUCUCCUUCUGCUACCUGUGCUUCGUAAGCAUCUAUGGCUUGACAUGCCUUUACACCCUGUACUGGCUCUUCUACCGCUCCCUUAGGGAAUAUUCUUUCGAGUAUGUCCGGCAGGAGACCGGGAUCGAUGACAUUCCAGACGUGAAAAAUGACUUUGCUUUUAUGCUUCACAUGAUAGACCAGUACGACCCUCUGUAUUCUAAGAGAUUUGCAGUGUUCCUGUCCGAAGUCAGUGAAAACAAACUAAAGCAGCUGAACUUAAAUAACGAAUGGACACCGGAUAAACUGAGGCAGAAGCUGCAGACAAACGCCCACAACCGACUGGAAUUGCCUCUCAUCAUGCUCUCAGGCCUCCCUGACACCGUGUUUGAAAUCACAGAGCUGCAGUCUCUGAAGCUCGAGAUCAUUAAGAACGUCAUGAUCCCCGCCACCAUGGCCCAGCUUGACAAUCUCCAGGAGCUCUCCCUGCACCAGUGCUCUGUCAAGAUCCACAGCGCGGCCCUCUCCUUCCUCAAGGACAACCUCAAGGUCUUGAGUGUCAAGUUUGAUGACAUGCGCGAACUGCCCCCGUGGAUGUACGGACUGCGCAAUCUGGAGGAGCUCUACCUGGUGGGCUCUCUGAGUCAUGACAUUUCCAAAAACGUCACCCUUGAGUCUCUGCGGGAUCUCAAAAGCCUUAAAAUUCUCUCCAUCAAAAGCAACGUGGCCAAAAUCCCUCAGGCGGUGGUGGAUGUGUCCAGCCAUCUCCAGAAGAUGUGCAUCCAUAAUGACGGGACUAAGCUGGUGAUGCUCAACAACCUCAAGAAGAUGACCAACCUGACAGAGCUGGAGCUGGUCCAUUGCGACCUGGAGCGCAUCCCGCACGCUGUCUUCAGCCUGCUCAGCCUCCAGGAACUGGACCUGAAAGAAAACAACCUGAAAUCCAUCGAGGAAAUCGUGAGCUUCCAGCACUUGAGAAAACUGACAGUGCUCAAAUUGUGGCAUAACAGUAUCGCCUAUAUCCCAGAGCAUAUAAAGAAACUCACCAGCCUGGAACGGCUGUCUUUCAGUCACAAUAAAAUCGAGGUGCUUCCUUCCCACCUCUUCCUGUGCAACAAAAUCCGCUACUUGGAUUUAUCCUACAACGACAUCCGGUUUAUUCCCCCUGAGAUCGGAGUGCUACAAAGUUUACAGUACUUCUCCAUCACUUGUAACAAAGUGGAAAGCCUUCCAGACGAGCUGUACUUCUGCAAGAAACUGAAAACUCUGAAGAUUGGGAAAAACAGCCUGUCCAUACUCUCACCCAAAAUUGGAAAUUUAUUAUUUCUUUCCUAUUUAGAUGUCAAAGGCAAUCAUUUGGAAGUUCUCCCCCCUGAACUAGGAGAUUGCCGGGCUCUGAAGCGGGCUGGGCUGGUUGUGGAAGACACUUUGUUUGAAACCCUGCCUUCUGAUAUUCGGGAACAAAUGAAAGCAGAAUAACUUAUUUUUCAUCCAAGUUUGACUGAUAACCUGCUUCUACCAAAUACAGUAUAAAGAAUUAGGUAGUCUUAAUGCCUUUCCUAUUUUAUUAUUUUUCUUUUUUUUUUCUUUUUCACACCAAACAAAAUGUACACAAAGAUUGAGAGUAAGGAGUCUGUAUUUUUUAAAUAAAAAUUCUAUUGUAUUUUUUCAAUAUUAA
Perognathus longimembris pacificus (Pacific pocket mouse) is the source of this 2820-nucleotide messenger RNA. RefSeq names its product leucine rich repeat containing 8 VRAC subunit C (gene Lrrc8c). Gene Ontology annotation, molecular function: protein binding. The record is from RefSeq and is a predicted model, not a curated record. Lineage: Eukaryota; Metazoa; Chordata; Mammalia; Rodentia; Heteromyidae. Bases 210 to 2621 code for a protein of 803 amino acids. The transcript has 4 exons.